UACCCAGAUUAUUAAAAAGGUCCCAUCGUUUGUCUGUUAAGGUGCAUUUUUAAAGAUCAACUUUUUCAGAAUGCUUAAAAUGCAAAUCUAAUUCUAUUAGAUUAAAGUAAGGUUUUGAUUAUCUACAUAAUUGUUAAAAUUGUACUUAGGCGCGAACGUAUGCAGUUAUAAAUUUGUUUCCAUAUUUUGUGAUGAAAAACGAAAUAAUCGAAUAGAAAACAAAAGAACGUAGUAGCGGAUUUUCUUUGUGUGUAUUAAUUUGGCAAUAAUCAUCGAGACUUUCAAUGCGAGGAUAAUUAACAUUCGUUAACAAUGGCGGAUUUCAAAAGUAGACCAAUAAAGAUUUCUAAAUCUGGGCAAAAUAUUGACAAAAAUGACAUAAACUCCACUGAUAACAUUGAAAAUCCAAUGACACCACCGGCACGAGAGAAUACGGAGGUCGAUUUAACAAAAGAAAACAGCGCUGAAGAUGAUGACUUUGUUACAUUUGAUAAUGCCCCAGUCAACAAGGACGAAAACUUACGGCGGAAUAUAGAAAUUGAAUUGGACCUAAUAGCUAAGGAAAGAGGACUAAGUGAUAUUGAAUCUGAUUUUGAAAACGUUAUAAAAGAAAUGGAGAAAAUUGUUGUAUUUGCCGAUGAUGAGGCUGAUGAGGAGUUUCAUAAUAUGGAAUUGAUUCGACGGGAUUAUGAGAACAAGAUGUCCAGGGUUGAAAGCCGGGCAUCAUUUACGACGAUUACUCCAAGAGAAGACUGGGGUUUUACAACCCGUACCAUUCCGGAACUUAAUUUUACAUGGGGCAGUACGGUGAAUAGUACUCAAGGCAGAACGAGUGAUAAUUCCCGUUACACGAACCAGUAUUUACGUAGCACAGCUUCGGUGUUUCCAUCCGGUAGAACAAAACGUCAAAGGAAACGUGAAAAGACGGGAGUUAGGUGGAGUAGUCGCAUGGAAUCUCGUUCGGACGGACGAACACUUUUCUGUUUCGGUCAGUAUGAAGAGAUGCAGAUAGAAAAGGCCUCACGGCCUACGAGUGAUAAGACAGAGUUGUCAUUAUCAAGAAAUGCAUCUCGCCUGGCACUCGAGUCCCGGGAGGCGAUGUUCCGACGAGCUAUGUCUUUGCUGUCGGCACGUUGUACAAGCGUGAGACAAGAAACCGACGGCGACAAAGUCACCCUAGGAGCACAGAUACCUAAAUACUUCUACGUUACUCAAGACAAGCCGCAGCCAAUGGAACCUUUAAAGGCUUGGCGAGGUUACCAUGGCAAUAUCUAUUUCGAACCAAUCAAUAUCAAUCCGCUGAAGGGCGAUCUGGAGUCAGAGCGGGCAAGAACAUCCAUCACGCGCAAGGAUCCUCAACCUAACCCUAGAACUCGAACCUCGGUACCAAAACUGAGGUCAAACCAAGACAAAGAGAACCGCCCUUUCCAAGAGAGCCGGAGCGAGUCGCGCCAGACCAACAAAAGUUCGGUUGGAAGCAGACGAUCAUCUACGCGUCCCAUGGCUUACCUAGAUAAACAGACUGUUCUAAAUAGACUGAAUGAAAGUAUUCAAGAGGAUAUAGUUUGGUUAGAAGGCACGGAAAACACAGGCAGCCUUGCAGUGCGGCCAAAGUCUUACCCGGAAAAAAUGUCUCGCGAUAAAGAGAGGGAUCUACAAUAUAAUAAAGAAAGAAUUAAAAAGGGAUCAGUUGCGCAUAAAUUAUAUAUAGAUGGUAAAUCUAAACAAAAACCAAAACUGUCAGUCAGCGGUGGAAAGUUUACGCCGCCGAACUCACUGUCGCCGCUCUUACGGACUCAAACCCAAUACUCCCUGAGUAGCCAAAGACUAACAACAAAUAGUCCGGACCCUUAUCACCUUAAUGAAUCUAAGUUACCUCCCUUAGACCAGAUCCGUGCUAGUCUGAAACAUAUGGACAGUAAACAACCUCGCGGAAAAUUACCAUACAAUAAAUCUAUGACUAUUACAGACGAUAUGAAACCUUUUGUGAAAUAUAGCCCGGAUGUAGUUGCAAAAUUUGCACAGCAAGCUAACAUAUGUUAGAUAUUGCGAUUAACAUGUGAUAUGAAGUCUUUUGUGAAACAUAGUCCGGAUGUAGUGGCAAAAUUUGCACAGCAAGCUAACAUAAUAAUUAUGUUAGAUAUUACGAUUAACAUGUGAUACGAAGUCUUUUGUGAAACAUAGUCCGGAUGUAGUGGCAAAAUUUGCACAGCAAGCUAACAUAAUAAUUAUGUUAGAUAUUGCGAUUAACAUGUGAUACGAAGUCUUUUGUGAGACAUAGUCCGGAUGUAGUGGCAAAAUUUGCACAGCAAGCUAACAUAUGUUAGAUAUUGCAAUUAACAUAUGAUAUGAAACCAUUUUUUGAAAUAUAGUCCGGAUGCAGUGGCAGAAUUCGCACAUCAAGCUAACAUAAUUAUUAUGUUAGAUAUUUCGAAUAUCAUAUAUGAUAUGAAACCUGUGAAAUAAUCAAGCUAACAUAUGUUAGAUAUUGCAGUUAUCAUGUAUGAUAUGAAAUCUUCUGUGAAACUAGCCAAGCUUACAUAUGUUAUAAUUAUUUUAUUAUUCUAAACAUUUGUUAAAUGCAACACAACAAGCAAACAUGUUAGAUAUUAUGACAAUCAUAUCAUAUGGUAUGAAACCUUUCUGUGAAAGUAUAGUGUAGUGAAGCUAACGUAUGCUCGAUUCUAUGUGAAACGUUUCAAUAUGCAAACAUAUUAGAUAUUACGACUAUCAUGUGCGAUAUGAACCUUUUUCGGAAUAAAGCCCUAAUGCAUUUGGUAAACUUUGCAUAAGCUUACAUUAUAGAACUAUAUUUUGUGAAAUGUAAUGGCAAGUUUGUGCACAACGGGCUAACUUAUGUUAGAUAGUGUGAUGGUAAUGAUUCGUACAGAAUUAUUCUUUCUCACCGAUUGAAAACUAGAAGCAAAGGGCAUAAUAAGGAUAUAGAAAGUGAAAAAUUGACGGAUUUAGAAUAUUUUUUUUUUAUUUUAUAUUUCGAGACUUCCUCGAACUUUACUGAAAAAAGAAUGGAUUACAUAUUUUCGUAAGACAUUAACACAUGAUGUUGUGAAAGAUGAUAUCCACAUUUCGGGAUUUUCUAGUUGUUCGCUGGAGGUAGGGAAAUUGUAAAAAUCAGUUCUAUUUUUAUGAAACACAAAAGACUUUUCACCAGGACUUAAAAGAGAGCCAUGUUGCCGUAGCAAAAUGACAGGCUUAUAUUCGUGUCAAAGAACUCAAGUUGACUUUUUGCAGGUGCAAUUAUGAGAACUGAUGGGAUUUUUUACCAUCUCGUUUUGGGGGGGUUUUUUUGGUCCCUUAUUUUCGAUACAAGCCCCCAAAAAACAGUAAAACUUAAUACUGAAACACAAUACAAAAGAUUUGUUAUGUAAGUCAUCUUGUGUUUUUCGUAUCUUUCUGAAUUUUCAGUUUUCGAUUUACAUCACCGUGUCAAAAUUCUGCUAAGAUGACUUUGGAACAAAGAAUACUUAUUUGACUCUACACGAUACAGCUACUUGUAGUUUUAUAGAUCACUAUUGUAUCAUAACGCAUCUAUUUUUCGUUCUAGGUAGCUAUCAUGCAUUUUUAAUAUUCGUGCAUUUUUGUUACAACAUGGCAUGUGUAUUUUCUUAUAAUGUAUAUGUCAGCGGGGAUUUUCUCUUUGAUCUGACUGUUUGUUCAUGUUUUAGCUAUCUGUGAUAAAUGAUAUUUGAGCCGUGCCAUAAGAAAACCAACAUAGUGGGUUUGCGACCAGGAUGGAUCCAGACCAGCCUGCGCAUCCGCGCAGUCUGGUCAGGAUCCAUGCUGUUCGCUAACAGUUUCUCCAAUUCCAAUAGGCUUUAAAAACGAACAGCAUGGAUCCUGAACAGACUGCGCGGAUGCGCAGUCUGGUCUGGAUCCAUGCUGGUCGCAAACCCACUAUGUUGGUUUUCUCAUGGCGCGGCUCAUUUCUGUUAAAUGUGCCAAACUUUGUAAAGCUUGAGAUCUUUUAUAUAUUAUUUGAACAUGUGAUAGGCGUUUAUACUUCGUAAAAGAAAUACCAUGUAUAUGUUCGUACUAAGGUCAAAAGUAAGUAUUGACUUUUAAACGUGACAAAAUCAAACAUUUUCUAUAAAGGUGUAUACGAUGUUGCAAGGACGGUCAAUGCCCACUAUUUAAAAAAGGAAAAGAGUAUGCUAUGUGCAUAUUUUCCAUGACAUUGUAUAUGCUCUCUAUGUCGACAUUUAGAGUCAAGAAACCCUUUUCUUCUACCUCUGUGAAGUGUAGGCCAAUAUCAGUUGUUUUAAAAUGCAAGUUUUGUUACAAUUUUAACAUGUUUCUAAAAAGAUCCCAUUUUACUAUCAGUGCUCUAUAAAAAUGUUUAACGAUUACAAGUGCGAGACCUGUGCUAUGCUUACAGAUACUGGCUAAAAGUUGACGGAGAAAAGAGUCCAGUCCUACGAACCAGAGUAUAAGUUCCUAAAGACGAAUUAAAAUUCAAUUUUUAAUUGAUCGUUUCACCUAAAUUUUACAUUUAUAUAUUAUAUACAUGUAACUAUGUCUCACUGUCCGAAAAUUGUACAAAUUACUAACAGUUACAACGGGACAUGGUCACCUAUGAUCAUUUAUAUUUGUUACCACUGUGACCUUGAUAUGUUUCUGAUAUAUCAUUAUCAGAAAUUGUAAAAUAAAUCCAAAAAAUAUAGCUUUAAAUCCCCUAUUAAAUCUUUAAACCAAAUAUUUGGUUUGCAAAACUUUUACGACAACCAUUUAUCAAAUUAUUACAUUAAAGAAAGGCCACAAAGUGGGAGAGAGAUUUAUGAGAUUAUCUAGUACACUAUCUGUUAAAUGAUACUGACAUAUAUAUCUGUCUGUAUAAACAUAUACUUAACACAUCUUCGAACGCAACACUUGACAUUGGAAAAAAUAUCAUAAAAAAAAUGAAUAUCAAACUAGCUAAACAUUUUGAUAACACGUAAACAGAAAUCAGUUAUGAAUCUGUUACACGAUCCUUUAUAUAAAGCGUCGGUCCAUAGUUUGUGCUGUUGACCAGUCUAUAGUUCAACACUACAUUUUGCUGCGAUAGUCAAAACUUGAAGAAAAAAAUAUGAAAAUUUAUUUCUGUGAUCAUGUGAAGUUAAAAACA
Mercenaria mercenaria is the source of this 5122-nucleotide messenger RNA. RefSeq lists its product as uncharacterized. NCBI's taxonomy places the organism in Eukaryota, Metazoa, Mollusca, Bivalvia, Venerida, Veneridae. The coding region runs from base 313 to 2043 and encodes 576 amino acids. The transcript has 3 exons. The record is from RefSeq and is a predicted model, not a curated record.